This is a messenger RNA of Penicillium macrosclerotiorum, 1242 nucleotides long. Its product is annotated as 1-aminocyclopropane-1-carboxylate deaminase/D-cysteine desulfhydrase. The record is from RefSeq and is a predicted model, not a curated record. Bases 1 to 1242 code for a protein of 413 amino acids. Gene Ontology annotation, molecular function: D-cysteine desulfhydrase activity. NCBI's taxonomy places the organism in Eukaryota, Fungi, Ascomycota, Eurotiomycetes, Eurotiales, Aspergillaceae. The transcript has a single exon.
AUGCACAAACAUCCCACUUCCAUAUGGCCAGGCAGGGCUUAUAGCCAUCUCUCCAAUUCUCACCAACCGCCUACUACAUUUACACUCCCUGCACCCUUCGCCCAAAUCCCACGCCACCCAAUCCUCUACCCUCACCCAUCGCCCAUCCACCCGCUCCCCAAUUUCCUCCCUAAUCCGCCCUCUCACCACCCCGACCACCCACGAAUCAACCUCUACGCCAAACGCGAAGACCAAUCCGCCCCUCUCGCCUGUGCUGGCAACAAAUACCGCAAACUUGAAUACAUCGUGCCCGACAUUCUUUCCCCGGCCCCAGUUCACCACUACCACGAAGCUCUAGACUCCACCCCGCCCCCGCCUCUCCGCGGCCCCGCAACCACCCUCGUCACUGAAGGUGCCUUGCAAAGCAACCACACCGUGCAAGUCGCCGCGCUCGCCGCGCAUCUGCGCCUCAAAGCGCUCGUUCUGCUAAACAAAGACACGGGCGGCGGGUACCGUGCGAGCCGCGAGCCCGCUCUCUUCGCACACGCGGGCAACGCGCAGAUCCUCCGGCUUCUGGGCGCCGAGGUGGACGUACUCGAGAGCGAGGACGGCGACGCGGGCCGCGUGCUGGACGAGCUGGCGGGGCGCGGGGAACGGCCAUAUUGGAUUCCCGGGGGCGCGAGCCGACAUGUGCGAGGCGGGCUGGGGUACGCGCGGGGGGCGAUAGAGAUCGCGGCGCAGGAGGCGGAGAUGCAACUGGGCGGGAGUGGGCGGUUCGAUGUGGUGUUUGUGGCGUGUGGGAGUGGCAGUACGGUCGGUGGACUGGUGGCUGGGUUUAAGCUACUGGAGAAGACGCGUCGGGAGAUCGGGCGGAAGGUGGUGGGCGUCAUUAAUUCGCCGACGCAGAGGCGUGAAUGGCAUGAGGCGCGCGUGCUGGCCUUCGCGCGGCAGGCGGGGACGAUGAUUGGGCUAGCGGAGGGGGAUGUCACGACGGCGGAUGUGUGUUUGGAGGACCGGUUUGUGGGUGAGGCGUAUGGAAUUGUCGAGGGGGGUUCGGAGGAUGCAUUGCGGGCGAUGGCACAGCGCGAUGGCGUGGUGUUGGACCCGGUCUAUACGGCGAAGGUGGUGCAGGGAUUGCGGACUUGGAUGGCCGAAGACAAAAUCCGACAAUAUGCUCAGCAGCUGGGCUUGAAUCAGGUCAAUGUCUUGUUCAUCCACACCGGGGGACAGGCGGCGAUGGCAGCAUACGUAGAUCGGAUCUAG